AUGGAUAAAUACAGCGAAGUGCAGAGUGCAGUAGAGAGUUUAAAAAGCACAGUAGAAAUGUCGUUAGAAAAAGUAAAAGACUGCGCCAGCGGGUACACGAUGGACACGAUUGUGUAUAAAAAAGAAUCCAUACCGUUUCCAAAAGAAAUAGAAGAAACAGCGCAAGACGAAGGGCACGCGGGGCUGAUUGAAGGGGUGUCCUCUGUCUGGGCAGCAAACCGCGGAAAGCUUGUCAUCUGGAACUACAACACACACAUGAUAAACGAAAUAGAAACAAAAACACAGAAGGUGCAGGCUGUCUUUGCAAUCAAGCCAGGCAAUGACAUCUUCACGUCAAAUGUGCAGCACUGCAUUCUUCUGUUUACAGAGACGAGCGCCAGCAUGAUGUGUCUAUGCAAAAGCCCAGUGGCGUACAUCAGCAUGGACAUAACGGUAGACUUGCCUGUGGUGAUGACAUGUGUCUGCGAAACAGACGAUGGCAGAGUUUUUAUGGGGGGCGCAGAUGGAAACAUAUACGAGUUUGUCUAUAAAGAAAGCAGCUGGCUGAAAGGAUACUCUGCAAAGAUUGUGUCCCAUACGCACGGAGUGAUGGCACAUAUUCUGCCCUUUUUGUACGCAAUGGGCCACAAGCCUGCAAUAAAGCAAAUGGUGACGACCUACAAAGGGAUGCUUGUGCUGUUUGAGGACAACACCCUGGAGGCGUACGAGCUGAAGAAGUAUCUAAAGAAAAUAAGAACAGCUGAUCUACCAGAGCUAAACACCAAACACCACAUACAGCUAGUGAAGGUAGAUAGAAGAAGCUACUCAGCCUACCUUAUUCUCCCAGACGCAACCCGAAUCUUUUUGGACGACAAUGCAUAUGCUAUAGGAAAAAGGCCCAUGCCCUCCACAAGGAUAAGAUCGCGGCUGGCUACACACAGCACGAUAAAAAACGAAAGAUUUUACCAGAUAGGAAAGAACUUGGUAAGCAUAGGACAGAAGGACAGCGAUCCAGUUAUCACAAUCAUCAUAUCAAACCAAAAAGACACAGCAAGCCCUGAGAACUGCUGCACUGUCAUAGCAGGCGCAGAGUACACGCACGUAGCUCCAUCCGGGAGAAAGCAUGCGCCAAAUCUAGCAGAGAGUCUUAUUGUGGGCGAAGAAGUUGCCUUCUUAGCGCCAAACAAAGUGGAUCUGUACCACAUUAUGAACGGAGUAGAGCUGAUGGAAAGAGCAUGCACAAACCCAGAAGGGAUGUUUGCAUUCAUACAGAGAAACGGGCCAGAGCAGGCGCUUAUCUCAGCGCUGUAUGCAGUGUCAGAGGGCGCAGUGUCUCCUGCUAUAGACAGCCUUUUCAAAAAAACAGAGGGCCUCCAGAAGAAGUCCAUCUCAAUGUGUGCAGCAACUUUUAUCUACAAAAUAUGGAACGUUGACAUAUAUGCCAUACUCAAAGAAGACAUAGGCAUAGACGUAAGCGAGUACAUUGAGGAAGUAGACAGCGCAAUAAAAAAAACAAGAAAGCUGAAGAACUUUGUUAUCAGAGAGUGCACAAGCAUCAAU
Messenger RNA from Nematocida minor, 1539 nucleotides. RefSeq lists its product as uncharacterized. Gene Ontology annotation, biological process: RNA export from nucleus; protein localization to nuclear inner membrane; protein import into nucleus. The annotation marks the transcript as partial. The record is from RefSeq and is a predicted model, not a curated record. Gene Ontology annotation, molecular function: structural constituent of nuclear pore. Lineage: Eukaryota; Fungi; Microsporidia. Gene Ontology annotation, cellular component: nuclear pore; nuclear pore inner ring. The transcript has a single exon.